Molecule: messenger RNA, 3045 nt
Organism: Rhagoletis zephyria (snowberry fruit fly)
Lineage: Eukaryota; Metazoa; Arthropoda; Insecta; Diptera; Tephritidae
Source: RefSeq, a predicted model, not a curated record
AUGGAGAAAGAAGAGGACGCAAAUGAGGAUUCGUUGCCAAUUAAAAUGGAGCACAACUCAGUAGUAAUGGAAUCGGGAAGCAAUAGCGUUCAUGGAUUUGGUGGCAUUUGGAAUCCAGUCAACGGAAACGGUGGUAGUCCAACACCGGAAAAUAUUCAAGCUCAGCAGCAGCAACAACAGCCACAUCCCGAUCACGUGCUGAUGAUGAAGAUGAUGAUUCUGCGAAUGAACAUGGAGCAGAAGGCGGCGGCAGCAGCAGCAGCCGCAGCUGGUCUUUUACCCGGAAACUCGAUUCCUCCUUCUGUUUCGCCUACAACCAGUUUUGGACCACCACCUCCACCAACCACAACUCAGAUAUCAACAACAAACACAAACAACAGCAGCACCGGCAGCACUUGCACCACUCCAAUGGUCGAUCCAGGGCUCUUUCUGCGACUGAAUGAACUUCAAAUCUCUAAUCAGAUGGCUGCGGCGGCGGCGGCCGCUGCCUCAUUUCAACAGCAGCAGCCUCAAACAAAGGGAGAAACAAAUGCUGAGUCGGCGGCCACAGUCAAACCAAAGCCCAAACGCGUUCGCAAACCUCGACCACCAAACCCAAACGGCCAGCCGUCUCGAAACAGAGGCGGAGGCGGCGGAAAUCGCCGAUUACUUUCUUCAACUCCAUCAUCAGCCACAACAAUCACCACCACUACCACUUCAAACACCUCUCCUAUGAACAACCAAACCGCCAAAAUGGUGCUCGGCCUCUCCAUUGGCCCUAACCCGAUCUACCGCUGUCACCUCUGUCCGUACACCGGCAACUCCAAACUGCAGUUCAACGCCCACAUGAACACCCACUUUGACCACCGUUGUCCGCACUGCGACUACACCAGCCGCACUGAGGGCCGGCUGAAACGGCACAUUCGCGACUUUCACUCGGAGACGCCGCCGGAAACGUGGAGCGGCAACCGGGCCCGAGACCCAGAUGACGCCUGUCCUGAAGGGGCAAACGGAGGAGACGGAAGCGCUUUUUCCGGAGACGAGGGCGAUGACGGUGACGGCAGUUCAUGUGGCCCGAAUCCUGCCCGAAACCGGAAGUACCGUUGCAAGCAGUGCAACUACGUGGCCGUGCAGAAGCACGACUACUGGGAGCACACGAAGGCGCACAUCAAGACGGACAAGAUGCUCAGCUGUCCGCGGUGCAACUUUGUGACCGAGUUUAAGCACCACCUCGUUUACCACCUGCGCAAUCACUUCGGCAGCAAGCCCUUCAAGUGCGCCAAGUGCAACUACAGCUGCGUCAACAAGUCGAUGCUCAACUCGCACAUGAAGUCCCACUCUAAUAUCUACCAGUACCGAUGCGAGGACUGCACCUACGCCACCAAGUACUGCCACUCACUGAAGCUGCACCUGAGGAAGUACGGCCACCGGCCGGCGACGGUGCUCAACCUCGACGGCACUCCCAAUCCCUAUCCGGUGAUUGACGUCUAUGGGACGAGGCGAGGGCCGAGGCCGAAGAAGGACGCACUGGCGGCGCUGGCUGCCGGCCUAGAUGGGCUGAUUGGCGAGGGUGAUGGGGAGGAAGGUAUUGAGGGUGGUGAAAAUGGUGGGGGACUAGGUGGAUCAUCAGUCAGUGAUGAUGGACAGGAGUUCCUAGCUAAUGGAGUUAAUGAAGAAGUGGGAAUGAUGCUCGACUAUGAAGAGGAAAAAGCUAUGGACGAUAACUGCAAACCACAAAAUCUCUCUCUAGGAUCGGUUGUUUCUAGUGAAGCUUCAGCAUUCAUCGACUCAAAAACGACUCGAAAAGUGCUGGAACUCGCACGGGAGCAACAAAAUGAACUCGAAGAGGAGUUCGGCCUCACGGACCCGGCCGAUGUGAGCCGAGCUGAGAAGAAGCGGCAGACGACGAAGCUCUCUGUGCCCUCCACCUCCAACUCUACCUCCAUUUCACCGUCGGACCUUGCGGGCGAGUACUCUGACCGCGAGGACGAAGGCGGCGAGGACUACAGCUCGUUAGAUGAGAACGACGAGACCACCGAGUCCUACUACGACGCCUGCUACGAAGACCUGAACAUCAACAAGGAGGACGAGAAGGCGCUGGAGCUGUUCAUGACGAAGGACAACCUGAAGCGAAACUCACUGGCAGACUACAUCAGCAAGAAGCUGAAGGAGAAGGAGGAGGAGUUGGACACGCUGCUCACCGAGGAAGGUCAACAGGACCAGAAGGGCCCCAAGGUGGGCGACCUCGACGAGCGCGUCGUGGAGCUGUACCGGGGCGUGAAGCUGGUGCUCAGUCGGUACCGCAGCGGCAAGCUGCCCAAGGCCUUCAAGAUCAUCCCCGCGCUGAACAACUGGGAACAGGUGCUGCACAUCACCGAGCCGGACUGCUGGUCGGCUGCGGCGAUGUUCCAGGCCACUCGCCUCUUCACCUCCAACCUCAAGGAGAAGAUGGCGCAGCGCUUCUACAACCUCAUCCUUCUGCCCCGUUUGCGAGACGACAUUGAGGAGUACAAGAAGCUCAACUUUCACCUCUACCAGGCGCUGACGAAGGCGCUUUUCAAGCCAGGUGCCUUCUUCAAGGGCAUCAUUCUGCCGCUGUGCGAAGCGGGCGAUUGCACCCUCCGCGAGGCAGUCAUCAUCGGCUCGGUGAUGGGCCGCAAUCACAUCCCGCUGCUGCACAGCUGCGCCGCCAUGCUGAAGAUCGCCGAGAUGGACUACAGCGGCGCCAACUCCGUCUUCCUCCACCUGCUGAUCAACAAGAAGUACUCGCUGCCGUACCGCGUCGUGGACGCCCUCUUCUACCACUUUUACCGCUUCAUCAACGACAAGCGGGCGCUGCCAGUCCUCUGGCACCAGUGCCUCCUCGCCUUUGUGCACAUCUACAAGGCCGACCUGUCGCAGGAGCAGAAGGACUCGCUGCUGGAGCUGCUGCGCGUCCAGUCGCACCACCAGAUCUCGCCGGAGAUUCGCCGCGAGCUGCUGCACUCGAAGAAUCGUGAUGGCAGUGAGUUUGCUGAGGCUGGUGAGGGAAGUGGUGAGCAGGGAACUUCAAUGGACGCCUCAUAG